This is a messenger RNA of Stylophora pistillata, 2436 nucleotides long. Its product is annotated as ATPase family gene 2 protein homolog B. The record is from RefSeq and is a predicted model, not a curated record. Gene Ontology annotation, molecular function: ATP hydrolysis activity; polyubiquitin modification-dependent protein binding; ATP binding. Gene Ontology annotation, cellular component: cytosol; nucleus; VCP-NPL4-UFD1 AAA ATPase complex. Lineage: Eukaryota; Metazoa; Cnidaria; Anthozoa; Scleractinia; Pocilloporidae. Gene Ontology annotation, biological process: retrograde protein transport, ER to cytosol; autophagosome maturation; mitotic spindle disassembly.
UACAAGAUGGCGGACGAACUGCCUUUCGAACUAACUCGUGUUCCUUGUGAGGCAAAAGACGUCAACUCUGGAAGAUGUCGGAUUGCACCGAUGGUAGCAGAGAAAAUAAAGGGAAAGAUAAAUUCGCCGGUUAAAAUUCCAGUAGAGUCUGGAUUCGUAAUGUGUUCAUUGUGGCCCAGAUCUGACGGGAACAACAACUUUUUGCAAUUCGAUACACUUGUUAGUCUUCUAAAGAACCCGAAAGAAUGCCAGAAAAACAGCUCUCGCAUCAAGACGAAAAUAUCAUCCGAUGACAUCGUUGUUAUUGACACUUUUGAGGCCAAAUCAGUUAUUAUUUCUCUGUUUUUGUCGAAUUCAGCAGAAGAUUUUGAUCAGAGCUUGACCCAAGUUGAACGUGAGAUGAGAAGGGAAAGAGUGUCUCGUACUUUGCUACGAGAUUUAGCAAUAAUACAAGGUUGUGUUGUUGAGCCAAAAGAAUGUAGAAACGACCACAGCUCAUCUGACAAAAUCAAAAGAAUGAUAAUCAUUGCCACAGACCCCCCAACUCCGUCUUCGGGGAAGAACGCAGUAAAAAUAACUGAUAAAACAGUGAUAACUGUAAAGUCAGUAAAAAGGGGAUGUUACUUCGAAAGCAACAGCACUCAGACUUUAGCAGGCCUUGAUGAUGCUGAGAAGGAACUACAAGAAGUUCUUAACUAUCCUUUCCAGUAUCCAGAAUGCUUUGAACACCUAGGACUUGAAUGCCCCAAGGGUAUUUUACUUCAAGGAGCCCCAGGAGUGGGCAAGACACUUCUUGUUAAAAGUGUAACUGUGCAGUGUAAUGCACAGUUGAUUAUACUGAAUGGUGCUGAUGUAUUUGGACCACAUCCAGGAGAGAGUGAGGAAAAUUUGAGAAGAACAUUUCAGAUUGCAAGGAAUGCCUCACAACACGGUCCAUGUGUUUUAUUUAUUGACGAACUUGAUGCUUUGUGUCCAAAGAGAGGAAACAGUGGUGGUGAACAAGAGAACAGGAUUGUUGCUCAGCUUCUAACUCUUCUUGAUGGUUUGGAAUUCCGGGGCAAGCUUGUUGUCAUUGGAGCAACAAACAGGCCUAAUGCUAUUGAUCCUGCUUUGCGAAGACCAGGUAGACUUGAUAGGGAGAUUGUGAUUGGAGUACCCAAUGCCUUACAACGAUUAUCUAUCUUAGAAGCGCACGCAAGAUCCUUCAAGUUAGCAGACGAAGUAGAUCUAUCGCAUCUUGCCGAGCUGACCUUAGGUUAUGUAGGUGCUGACAUUGCUUCACUGUGUAGAGAAGCAGCAUAUGUGGCAAUGAAAAGGGUACUUCAUUAUAGUAGCAGUGACAACUUGGGCAGCUCAGAUAGUGUCCCUGAGGUAACCACCACAGAUUUCCAGCUGGCUUUGUGUCACAUUGUUCCAUCCAUGUACCGAGGCCUGGAAGGAAUGGUUGAAUUAAAUCCCGUCAAUUGGGAAGAUAUUGGGGGACUUCAAGAUGUUAAAGAAGCUCUGAAACAGGCAAUAGAAUGGCCACUCAGAUAUCCACAAUCGUUUGAACGUUUUGGCCUGAAGCGACCCAGGGGCGUUCUUCUGUAUGGCCCUCCUGGGUGCUGUAAAACCACCCUAGUGCGUGCGUCAGCCUCUUCAUGUAAAUGCACGUUUAUGGCCCUCAGCUGUGCGCAGUUAUACUCGCCUUAUGUUGGAGAUGCAGAACGGAAAAUACGAGAGUUGUUUACUAAGGCCCGGGCGACGGCUCCGUCAAUUCUGUUCCUUGAUGAAUUGGAUGCAAUUGUUGGCAAACGAUCUGGGACGAGCAACACUGGGGCAGAGGCGCGACUGUUGUCAACUCUGCUGAAUGAAAUGGAUGGUAUUGGAGUAUUAGCGAAUAUCUACCAAGCAGAGGAAGGAAAAUCACAUUUUUCAUUACACAAAAAAGAUAGCGACUCCUGUGGCGAACAGUUGAUGAGAAAUGAGUUAGGAUCUGGUGCGUAUGACAAUGCGCAAAUACCCCAUAAAACGCAAAGAUUGAAUAUCAUUAGCUCUUCAACUGUGAAAGACGUUCUUGUUGUCGCAGCUACUAAUCGGCCUGAUGCAAUCGACGAGGCCCUUCUCAGACCGGGUCGAAUCGAUCGCAUCAUUUAUGUGCCACCGCCAGACGUGGAGGCGAGGUUGCAAAUCUUAAGAGUACACACUCGUUCCAGUCCUUUAGCAGAUGACGUGGAUUUAGAAGAGUUCGCUUUGAAAACCGAAAUGUUCUCAGGUGCCGACCUCGAAAAUCUGUGUAGAGAGGCCGCUCUUAAUGCUCUUGAAGAUGGAGGAAUGUCAAUGAGUAAGGUGGAACAUAAACAUUUUAUUGAAGCUCUUUGUACAAUCAAACCCUCCCUUACAACCACCCAGCUACACAAGUGUAAACUGCUGGAGCAAAGAUGAAAUAGGAGUGAG